AUGCCCCCCAUCACAGGCUCCAAUAUCCUGGUCAUCGGCGGCUCAUCUGGGAUCGGCGCAGCAGUAGCAACGCUGGCCGCCGCUGAGCAAGACGUUACCGUCUCAAUCGCUUCGUCGAAUUCCUCGCGUGUCAAAAGGACAAUAGAGCGAAUCCAGACAGCCGCACCAAACGCGCAAAUCAAGGGGUACACGGUGGACGUUGGCGGGGACGACGCCGAGGCACAGCUCACACAACUACUGGCAGAGGUGACAGCAGCAACGGGGCGGCCCCUCGAUCAUAUCGUCUAUACAGCCGUCAGGUUGCAGUUCAAAUUCCUCCACGAGGUGACCGUCGACUUCCUGCGGGGCGAUUCCCAGUUUUUAGUUAUCGUCCCGCUACUCAUUGCGAAAACUGCGCCAGCUUACAUGUCAAGGAGCUACCGCUCGUCUAUUACCUUUACGAGUGGCCGCAUUGCAGAGCGGCCCAUGAAGGGGGCGGCGGCGCUGGCGGGUUGGGGAUCGGCCUUGCUUGGAAUCACGCGUACACUGGCCCUGGAUUUGGCGCCUAUCCGGGUGAAUGUCGUUAGUCCUGGGACGACGGAUACGGAGAUCCAGGGCUCUGGCGAGGAGCGGGCGAAGAGGAUGGCGGCCGAGGCGGAGAUGGCGCUUCUGGGGAAGGUGGGGGCGCCUGAGGAGGUUGCGGAGGCUUAUCUGUACCUGAUGAAAGACUCGAACAAUACGGGCUCGUGUGUGAGUACCAGUGGCGGGUAUUUGGUGCAGUAG
Molecule: messenger RNA, 762 nt
Organism: Aspergillus calidoustus
Lineage: Eukaryota; Fungi; Ascomycota; Eurotiomycetes; Eurotiales; Aspergillaceae
Source: the annotation of a GenBank genome assembly